Asterias rubens (European starfish) is the source of this 1949-nucleotide messenger RNA. Its product is annotated as stearoyl-CoA desaturase 5-like. Gene Ontology annotation, molecular function: stearoyl-CoA 9-desaturase activity; iron ion binding. Gene Ontology annotation, cellular component: endoplasmic reticulum membrane. Gene Ontology annotation, biological process: unsaturated fatty acid biosynthetic process. The record is from RefSeq and is a predicted model, not a curated record. Lineage: Eukaryota; Metazoa; Echinodermata; Asteroidea; Forcipulatida; Asteriidae. The coding region runs from base 442 to 1347 and encodes 301 amino acids. The transcript has 5 exons.
AUCUGUGAUAAAUGCAGGAAUAAACCAAAAGGACCUUCUAUAUAAAUGCACACAAAAAGUUAAUGGCCUGACGUUUCGACCCUACCGGAGUCUUUCUCGAAACGACAACAAUGCAACAGGUAGCUUAGUGUAUGAGCAGUGAAGUGGAAAAACUUGAAUAGAGAAAGAGAGUCAGGAAGCUCUGUGGAACCAUUCUACCUAGUACCCUUAUUAAACACACACACAAGCGGAGGGUUUUGCGUAAGCAGAGCAUGCAUUAGCCCAGGCUAUAGUAGUUGUUAUGUUAAUACGCCCUUUAUAUCAUGACAGUAUAGAUUUCGGCUCAGUAGUACUACAAUAGCAAGAAGGAUACCUUGAGAACCUGGAAUAUCUUCAACAAGACAUGGAUGAUAAGUGAACCCAUGAAAACAAAAGGAACUAAGAUGUCCUGUAGUGACCAAAAUGAAGACUGACAUAGAUGGAGGAUGUCCCCUACUUGACGUCAAGCCGCAAGCUAUCAUUGUGUGGCGUAAUGUGGUUCUUAUGGCAACACUGCAUGGAGCAGCAAUAUAUGCAUUACUGUGUCUCACAUGGAAGUGCUACUUAUAUACUUUACUUUGGGCAAGUCUACUCUACUGGGUUGGUGCCCUCGGGAUAACAGCUGGAGCACAUCGCUUAUGGGCACACAGAUCUUACAAAGCAAAGCUCCCUCUACGGUUACUUCUAGCCAUGUUUGACUGCAUAGCAUUUCAAAUGGACAUUUAUUUCUGGGUGCGUGAACAUCGUGUACAUCACAGAUUCUCAGAGACCAAUGCUGAUCCACACAAUGCUAAGAGAGGGUUCUUCUUUUCCCAUGUGGGUUGGCUUCUGUGCCGUAAACAUCCGGAUGUCAUCGAGAAGGGGUCAAAGGUUGAUCUGAGUGACCUCAUAGCUGACCCUGUCAUCCGGUAUCAGAGAAAGUACUUUCUACCCUUGAUGCUAUUCUUCUGCUUCAUCAUGCCAACUACCAUCCCCACCCUAUGGGGAGAAUCACUCUGGAACGCCUACUUCAUCGCAGCAAUACUACGCUACUGUCUCCUGAUGAACAGUACGUGGUUAGUGAACAGCGCGGCCCACCUCUGGGGUAGCAAGCCGUACGAUCGCUCCAUCAACCCCGUCGAGAAUGCCCUCGUGUCUACCCUCACAGGGGGAGAGGGAUGGCACAACUACCACCAUGCAUUCCCGUGGGAUUACAGGGCUGGAGAGUUCGGAUGGAGAAUCAACCCCACCACUAUGUUCAUUGAUUUGAUGGCUGUUUUGGGCCAGGUGACAGAUAGAAAAACCACUUCAAGAGAAUCCGUAAAGUCCAGGAAGUUGAGAACCGGAUAAGAACUAGACUUGGAUUCAAGUCUGCGAUCGUGGCUUUCAGUCUACAACCGAUGGCAAAUUUAAUAUUGCCUGAAGUAGCCCCCCUUUUGUAGAUUAACCUCCGCCAUUAGCCUACGACGAAAUGAGGCGCGUGGUCUGUGGGGGCCUUUUUCGUGGACGAUGCAGUGGAAUAACCGUGAUCUCAGACUUGACACCAAGUCUAGGUAGAAAACAUUUGGAUUGACUUUUGACUUCUUUUAUAAAACACUGCGCUGAGCCCAUACACAGCUUAUGUCUGCUUUAUUAAAGAUAAAAACCAAAGGCAGAUCCCAAUGGUGGAUUGAACAUAAUAAAAUGGCUGCAUCUAAUAACCUCUUUCUGCAAUAUGACUUUUCUGCGCUUGGCAAAUUUUGUAGGCUUGAUGGAUUUGGGCAAUGAAAAUUACUUGGUGCUAUUAGUAUUAACAAUAUUGGUUAGAUACACAGUUAAAUUCAGUAUUAGAUGACUGUUGAGUAUGAUGUUGAUAAAGUACAGAGAAUGUUUUACAUAAAAUCAAUCAAACAAUUAAAGAUGCUUGUCAGAUUUUUGGCCCCAAACAUUAAAAAAUAGACUUUUUGAGUGAA